UGCAGCAGAGCAUCAGCCUCCUUAACCUUCACUACAAGAUGGCUGGGUCAUACAGAUUCGUCAGUAGCAGUGGUGGUGGUGGUGGUGUUGGUCGUAGCAGUGCCUCGGUGUAUGGGGGAGCUAAUUUUGGCACUGUCAAAAUCUCUGGUGGUAGUGCCUCCAUGUUCGGCCGAGGUGGUGGCAUUGGUAACUUCAGCUACCUGGGAGGCCUUGGUUUUGGACAGGGCUCAGGUGGUGGUUCUGCGUUCUCCUUCGGCGGUGUUGGCGGGGGAGGUGCCGGAGGUGGUGUCGGAGGUGGUUUUGGGGGUGGUGUCGGAGGUGACCUGGACAUCAUUGCCAACGAGAAGAUGACCAUGCAGAACCUGAAUGACCGCCUGGCUUCCUACCUGGAGAAGGUGCGCAAGCUGGAGGCUGCCAAUGCUGAGCUGGAGCUGAAGAUCAAGCAGUUCUUGGAGUCGAAGACCUCUCCCUCUGCCAGAGACUACAGCGCCUACUAUGUCACCAUCGCAGACCUGCAGGGAAAGAUCCAGGAUGCUACCAAGGUCAACGGUGGCAUCUACCUCAGCAUCGACAACGCCAAACUGGCUGCUGACGACUUCAGGCUCAAGUAUGAGAACGAGCUUGCUAUGCGCCAGUCUGUGGAGGCUGACAUCGCUGGGCUGAGGAGGGUCCUUGAUGAGCUCACCCUGUCCCGGACUGACCUGGAGAUGCAGAUCGAAGGCCUGAAGGAGGAGCUGAUCUUCCUGAAGAAGAACCACGAGGAGGAGCUGCUCGCUUUGCGGGCCCAGAUGAGCGGCCAGGUGAACGUGGAGGUGGACGCUGCUAAAGGACCCGACCUCGCUCAGAUCAUGGAGGAGAUCAGGGAGCAGUAUGCAACUGCUGCCGCCAAAAGCAACAAAGAACUUGAUGUCUGGUUCCAGGGAAGGGUAGAAGCUCUGAACAAAGAGGUUGCUGUUAGCACAGAGACCAUACAAACAUCCAAAACUGAGAUCACUGAUCUCAGACGAACGCUGCAAGGCCUGGAGAUUGAGCUGCAGUCACAACUCAGUAUGAAAGCAGGUCUGGAGGGCACCCUGGCUGACACCCAGAAUCGGUACGCCAUGAUGCUAGCAGGUUUUCAGAACCAGGUUUGCUCUUUGGAGGAGCAGCUAUCACAGCUGAGAUUUGACCUGGAGCGUCAGGGCCAAGAGUACCAGAUGCUGCUGGACAUCAAGACCAGACUGGAGAUAGAGAUUGCCGAGUACAGGAGGCUGCUGGAUGGAGAGGGUGGCGGCUCCGGCAGCUCCGGCAGCUCCAGCAGUUUCAGAGCCUCUGGUAGCUCCAGUGGUUAUGGUGGCUCCAGCAGCUAUGGCAGCUCCAGCAUGACCACUUCCUCUACUGUAAACCGCACACCCUCACCUGCUCCAACAUCCAGCUCAGUCACCAAACAGAAAGUCAUCACCUACACCGAGGAGAUAGUGGACGGGAGGGUGGUCAGUUCCACCCAGUCUGAGGUCGUGAAGGAGCUGUGAGCACCUUCAGGAGGGUGCAGUCCAUUAGCAAACAUCCAACAAACAUGCAAAUAAAGUUUGCUGAGGAACCUUAAAA
This is a messenger RNA of Cheilinus undulatus (humphead wrasse), 1587 nucleotides long. RefSeq names its product keratin, type I cytoskeletal 13-like. The record is from RefSeq and is a predicted model, not a curated record. Lineage: Eukaryota; Metazoa; Chordata; Actinopteri; Labriformes; Labridae. The transcript is spliced from 8 exons. Bases 39 to 1511 code for a protein of 490 amino acids. Gene Ontology annotation, molecular function: structural molecule activity.